Molecule: messenger RNA, 1200 nt
Organism: Cryptomeria japonica (Japanese cedar)
Lineage: Eukaryota; Viridiplantae; Streptophyta; Pinopsida; Cupressales; Cupressaceae
Product: L-type lectin-domain containing receptor kinase IX.1-like
Exons: 1
Coding region: 1-1200 (399 amino acids)
Biological process (GO): protein phosphorylation
Molecular function (GO): protein kinase activity; ATP binding
Source: RefSeq, a predicted model, not a curated record
AUGGCGAACCCAGGCCUUGGCCUAACCUCUAUUAUUUUAUUUAUUAUGAUUCUUAUUAGUGUUAUCAUUUUUAUUAUUGAUAUUUUGCUUCAAUGGAAAUGGUAUGUGAGCACCAGAAAACACUGUCAGGAGAAUCCUGACAGAAGGAUUGAGAAGGGUGUACACUCACCUGACAGAUGGAUUGAGAAGAGUGUACACUCUGUGCGAGAGUUUCUAUAUGAUGAACUUGUAGCCGCAACUGGGAACUUCAGUAAUGUCAUUGGAGAGGGUGGUUCCGGGAAAGUCUACAAAGGCACUCUGUCAAACACAGAUAAAAUGGUGGCUGUUAAAAGGAUAAAAUCAAAUUCUGACCAAGGCAAGAAAGAGUUCGAGUCAGAAGUUAUCAUAAACAGUAACAUUUUACACCGUAACCUUGUUAAAUUUCUGGGAUGGUGCCACCAGAAGGACGAUUUCUAUCUCGUCUACGAAUAUCUCUGUGGAAACAGUCUCGACAAAUAUAUUUUGGGUAAGCCAAGAAGUGUACUAUGCUGGGUAAACAGAUACAGAAUAGCCUGUAACAUAGCUUCUGUUCUCCAUUAUCUUCACGAGAAUUGCCCAGAGACAAUUCUGCAUAGAGAUAUCAAGGCCGCUAACGUGAUGUUGGAUUCAGAUCUCACAGCCAAGCUGGGGGAUUUCGGUCUAGCGAGAAAGCUGAAACCUGGAAAGGAAGAGCAUACCACAUGUCAAGCCGGUUCAUUUGGAUAUAUGGCUCCGGAAAUCUUGCAAACCGGAAAGGCCACUCGAGAAUCAGACGUGUACAGCUUUGGAGCACUCGCUCUUGCAAUUGCCUGCGGAAAGCAACCGGCAGACAUGAGCACAGAUAACCCUGGUUGCAGUUUGGUAAAGUCGGUUUGGCAGUGCAAGAGAGGUGGGAGAAUAGUAGAUGCGGCCGAUGAAAAACUCAAGGGAAUUUUCAUUGUUGAGGAAAUGGAGCGGCUUAUGUCGGUGGGCUUGUUGUGUUGUCAUCCUGAACCAACAGAAAGACCAACGAUCGAAAAAGUGAUGGCCAUGUUGAAAACAAAUGAAAAAUUGCCCCCUAUUCCUGAUGAUCUAUAUGGUAAGCCUCUUCAACUUGAAUUAGGCUCGUCGUCGGUAGGGUCCUCGGACGGAAGUAUUUCAUGGUUAUCCUCAACUUCUUCCCAUUCGAAUGUAACACAGUAG